Molecule: messenger RNA, 729 nt
Organism: Solanum tuberosum (potato)
Lineage: Eukaryota; Viridiplantae; Streptophyta; Magnoliopsida; Solanales; Solanaceae
Exons: 2
Coding region: 29-568 (179 amino acids)
Molecular function (GO): zinc ion binding
Source: RefSeq, a predicted model, not a curated record
GACCACCAUUGAAGGGCCAGGGUUAUCCAUGGAAGACGUAAAAUUGAAUUUGAAUAGCAUUUGUUUUGAUAAAGAUGAUCCAAAGUUGACUGAGGAAGUGCGAUGCUUUCACGGUUUGUUGCUCACUUUGAAAACUUCUUGGUCUGAUAAUAAUCCGGGUAGAAGAUUUUGGUCUUGCCCAUACUAUGGAUCACGAAAGUGUAAAUAUUUUCGAUGGAGGGAUGAUGUGGUUAAUGAACGCUAUAAGUUCGUCAUUCAUAAAUUGGUGAAGAAAAUGAAGGACAUGAAUGAACUAUUAGUUGCAAAUGAAAAGAAAAUAAAGGAGAUGGAAGAAAUCAAUAGCUUUAAUGAUAAACAAAUUACGGAGAUGGAAGCUCAAUCUGUCUUUACCCAGUUGGAAGAACAUUCUAGUCUGAAAGAGAUGGAUGGAGUGCUUUCAGACUGUGAAGAGGUAGACAAAUUGAUUGAGGUGAAGAAGAAAUGGAGUACCUACUUUAACCUUAAUAGAAUGUUCAUGGUGUGUCUCUUAAUCAUGUAUGCUGCUGUUUUGAUCAAAAUAGGUAGUUGAUGUUGCUGUUUGGAUCAUAAUAGGUAGUUGAAGGAUUUCAUGUUAUCGUAGGUUGUUGUUUGAAUCAAAAUAGCUAGUUGAAGAUUUCUUUUGGUUGAUGUAAGUUUCAAAGUGUUUAUGUUUGCUAGUAUGUAUGGAAGUCAAUGAAAUUGAUUUUGUGU